Messenger RNA from Cylicostephanus goldi, 591 nucleotides. Lineage: Eukaryota; Metazoa; Nematoda; Chromadorea; Rhabditida; Strongylidae. The record is from the annotation of a GenBank genome assembly.
AUGCUACUCAUUGACAACAUCCGUUCCUCUAAGCGCCUAGGUUCAACUAAAAACCAGAAACUUCUCGAAAAGAGGCCUUUUGCCUUGGUACGAAAUUUCGCUUUCGCCUUUAAUCUCCUGAAUCGAGUUUUUUACUCGCCUGAUCAUGGACCGGACAAGAUCGUUUUUCAAAAUGGCGCAUUCAUCAUGCGGCAACCUCAGCAGCAGGUGCAAUUGUCUGGUUGUCGACCGAUUUACACACGACAAAUGGAUGAGAUUAUGCUACCGUUUCGGCGGCUUCAAUUGUCUGUUUCUGAAUUUGCAACCUUCAAAGCAGCUUUGUUCUUCAAUCCCGAUGCUCUUGACCUGUCGAAUCAAGCAAAACCGGAGGUGUACGAAGAGCGAAAUAAAUAUCUAAGCGCACUUUUCACAUGCAUUACCAGUAAACUUGGAAUGGCUGCUGGCGUUCAGAAAUAUGGCAGUCUGCUGAUGAUGACAGCAAGCAUACAGAACAUUCUUGCCCAAAAUGAGGAAAACAUGCAAGUGAUGGAGCUGUUCAAAAACUGGGAAGUGGAUCCAUUUGUCAAGGAGCUGUGUAUGAAGAGAGCUUGA